AUGAACGGUUAUCCAGCAAAUUUCAAAAUUGUCACUCAAUCAAUCUCCCCUAAUGUAAUGUUAGCAUCUAGUGCUUUCCUUCGUUUUAACAAAUUCAAUUUCGGUAAUCGUAUGGCAUUAUUCAAAUUCAACAAAAACAUAGUAGUCUGGUCUCCAUUACCUUAUGGUCCACAAGUCCGAGCCACUCUUUCCCAAUUCGCCAAUUCCGAAACCGAGGGGGGAGAAUAUAAUAUCACUCAUGUUAUUGUUCCUAAUCGUGAACAUAACCUUGCUGCAAAAUCAUACAAGACUGAAUUCCCAAAUGUGAAAAUCAUUGCUAUGGAAAAUAUCCCCGAUAUGCCAACUGAUUAUUUAUUUACUUCAAAAUUAGGAAAUAAAGUUUUGAAAGGUGAUGAAUUGGCUUCAAUUGUUGGUGGUGAUGAAAUUAUUGUUAACAAUUUCGAAUUUGUAUAUUUACCAUUUCAUCAAAAUCAAGAAUUAGUGAUGUAUGAAAAGAGCAGUAAGGCUGUAUUUGAGGGCGAUUUGUUGUUUAAUUUAGGUGUGCCUGGUCUGACUAGUGGAAAGGUUACAUUGGAACAAUUUUCACCAGAAACAGGAUAUCCAAAAGGGUUCAAUCCUCAUGGUGGGUGGAGUUUUAUGACAAGAUAUAUGCAACCAUAUUCAAAAGUUGGGGGGUUUCUUUUUAGAAAACUUGUGAAUGUUGACAAGAGUAAACCUGGUUUGGAAGCUAUUUAUGGAUGGAAUUUUGAUAAGAUUGUUAUGUGUCAUGGAAAUGUUUUGACUAAGGAUGCUAAAGAAGCUUUUAAACAUGUUUUCCUUUAG
Molecule: messenger RNA, 822 nt
Organism: Hemisphaericaspora subhashii
Lineage: Eukaryota; Fungi; Ascomycota; Pichiomycetes; Serinales; Debaryomycetaceae
Exons: 1
Coding region: 1-822 (273 amino acids)
Source: RefSeq, a predicted model, not a curated record